Elgaria multicarinata webbii is the source of this 2625-nucleotide messenger RNA. RefSeq names its product WEE2 oocyte meiosis inhibiting kinase (gene WEE2). Gene Ontology annotation, molecular function: magnesium ion binding; non-membrane spanning protein tyrosine kinase activity; ATP binding. The transcript has 12 exons. Gene Ontology annotation, cellular component: nucleus; cytoplasm. Gene Ontology annotation, biological process: regulation of meiosis I; mitotic cell cycle; negative regulation of G2/MI transition of meiotic cell cycle. Lineage: Eukaryota; Metazoa; Chordata; Lepidosauria; Squamata; Anguidae. The record is from RefSeq and is a predicted model, not a curated record. The coding region runs from base 275 to 1993 and encodes 572 amino acids.
AUGAUCAGAGACCCUUGGUUCUUGCAGAGCAGAGACCAGCCACCCCCGAAAAGGCUCCGGAGCAAAAUCCAAGCAUCUACAAAGGAGGGUGAGGGGGGCUGCUGCUAUAAAAGAAACCAGCCAUCACGCGAAAAGCCGGAUUGUAAAAGGGAUGGGUGGGAAAUCAAAGGCUUUCUCCCCACCCACUCACCGACCCCCACCUCCAGAAAAGGAAUAGAGAGGAGGGAGAUGGGGCGUUCUCAUCCCCACCGCCGCUGCCAGCCUUACCGCUGCAAUGGAUGACUGGAACAGCAGUAAUAAACUUAUCCAGAGGCUGGAUUUUUCUAGCUGUGGCGAAGACACUGAGUUGGAAGAGGACAGUAGCAUGCAAGAGGAACAGUUAAAAUGUGGCACCCCACAGAAAAACUGGGCAUCUCAGAGCUGGCGAAUGCACUGUCCUGUCCCGGUUACCCCACAGAGGCAAAUGGAUGACCUCUCUCAGACUCUCCCAAAGUCGUGGCCAAGUCCUGUGAGGGAAUACAAAGAAUCUCUGAGAAAGAAAACUGUCCCUUUGAUGGAUUACCCUGGGACUCCUUUGCACUAUGUCACUUGGCAAAAGCUGCAACUAUGUGAUACCCCAAACACCCCAAAGAGUCUCCUAAGCAAGACAGCUUUCCCUUCACCUGUGGCCAAAUUCCCCUCCAAAGGGAUGAGAAAUUUGAGAUUCACAUCAUGCCCUGAUCCGGAGGAGCCCACCCCGGCUUCUUUGGUUAACAUUAACCCGUUCACACCCGAUUCAUACCGGCAGAUGGUGUUCCACCCCAGUGGCAAGAGGAAAGCCAGAGGGGAGCUGGAUGAUCCUAGCCAAAAAGGGAGCCCAAUGGAACUGGGGUUGCCAGCCAAGAGAUUCCUCUUACGUGAGAGCAACAUGGUUUCCCGCUACAAGAAGGAAUUCCUGGAGCUGGAGAAAAUUGGUGUGGGGGAAUUUGGAUCUGUGUACAAGUGCAUCAAACGGCUGGAUGGGUGUGUCUACGCCAUCAAGCGCUCAAAGAGACCCCUGGCUGGAUCCUCGGAUGAGCAAAUGGCUUUGCGGGAAGUCUAUGCCCAUGCGGUGCUCGGCCAUCAUCCGCAUGUUGUGCGCUAUUACUCUGCUUGGGCCGAAGAUGAUCACAUGAUUAUUCAGAAUGAGCACUGCAAUGGUGGGAGCCUCCAAGAUGUGCUUUUGGAAAAUGUGAAGACGGCUGACUAUUUUAAAGAAUCUGAGCUGAAGGAAAUCUUACUGCAAGUCUCCAUGGGGCUGAAAUAUAUCCAUACUUCUGGCUUGGUUCACAUGGAUAUUAAACCCAGCAAUAUUUUUAUAUGCCACAAGCUGAUUGGGCCUGCUGGUCAGGAGGAGAGUGACAGCGAAGACGAUGGGUUUGCUUCUUCUAAUGUGGUGUAUAAAAUUGGGGACCUUGGACAUGUGACAUCCAUAACCAAUCCUCAAGUGGAGGAAGGAGACUGCCGCUUCUUGGCCAACGAAAUCUUGCAAGAGCAAUAUUGCUAUCUGCCCAAGGCAGACAUCUUUGCCCUUGCGUUAACGAUUGCUCUAGCAGCAGGCUGUGGGCCAUUGCCCUCCAACGAUACCAUGUGGCACCACAUCCGUCAAGGCAACCUUCCACUAAUCCCUCAGCCACUGUCACGUGGCUUUACAGAACUGCUUGAGCUAAUGAUUCAUCCCGAUCCGGUCGCGAGGCCGGCGGCCACUGUGCUAACCAAACACCCUGUCCUUCGACCUUCUCUUGGGAAAGCUGCCCAACUCCAGAAGCAGCUGAAUGUAGAAAGGUUCAAAACUGCUAUGCUAGAAAGGGAGUUGAGAGCAGCCCGUCUUGCCCAGACCUUCAGAAAGAACCCGUCUUUGGAAUGUGCCCGACUACGAGAAUCUGGAUUCAGUGCAAAGCAUCAGAACAGCAAGAAGCGCUUGGUGGGAGGCAAAAAUGCCCGGUCAUUUAGCUUUACUUCUGGCGCCUAUUGAGAACCAGGCUGUUCAAGUUAUUGAAGGCAUAUUAUCCCAGAGCAACAAGUGCCUGUGGAGAAUAAGAGAUCAUAAUUGUUUUUAUCUGUUCCAUCAUGACUGCCGAAUCUCUAUCGCUACGAGAUCAUUGUGGUCCAUGACAUUGCAACAUCAUGUCUCUUGUUUGACCAGACUGUCCCACCCACUCGGCCUCUGGACUCAAGGGCCAUAGCUGGCACUGCUGUGAGGUCAAUAAAGCCUGAAGUUCAUAGGCAGAGGGGACUCUUGGUGGCAACUAUUGGCAUAAUCUCUCUUUCAACCAGAGGUGGACAAGUUGUGGCCCUCCAGAUGUUUUGGCCUACAACUCCCAUCAUCUCUCACCAUUGGUUAUGCUGGCUAGGCCUGAUGGGAGUUGUAGGCCAAAACAUCUGGAGAGCCACAACUUGCCUGCUGCUGCUUUAAACUAAGAAGUCAAUUUUCUCCCCUGGGUUCUCAGAACAGCUUAUAACUUUCUUUCCUUCCUCUAGCUUUUAUAUUGGCCUAUUUUAAGGACCUCUGUGUACAUCACGGGGGUAAAAAUAAAAGUUAGAAAUGCUGAGUGUUUCGAAGGAAAACUUCUUAAGCUUGUUCUUCUUGCAAUUGGGGAAGGGGCU